UGCGCUCGUGUCCGUGCUCAAGAAUUCUGCAAUUUUGCAAAUAUAAUUAUGUUCUACCUUGUGUUCUGCGGUUUAAGUGGUUAAAUAAAGAAAGGCAUCGCGGCAGUAACAAAUUGGCAGGCGAACACCUAAGACAUAGAGACCAAAUCCGAUUUUGUGAAAGUGAAAAACGAACGUUUUAUUGAAGUAGUGACGGAAGUUGAAUUGAAGAACAUAUUCGUUUUAAUAAUAAAAUAAUUUUUGAAAAAAUAAAAUCAUGUCGAAACUGGCAAUUAUGCUGCUCUUACUGGGCACAACGGCGGUGCUGUGGCAACAGGCUGAGGCCAAGCCUUUUCUGCUGUUGUCGAAAAAUUUCUUCGUCUUAACAACUAGAGCACCAUCCACAGGCGGUUCUUCAUCCUCCUCAUCUUCUUCAUUCUCCUCCUCUUCUUCUUCGUCCUCAUCAGCAACUGGUGGUCUCUUUCAACUACCUGUUGGCAUCAUAAGUCGCAAAUUGAGUUUGAUCAGUGGUCUACUAUCCGGCUUCAGUGGUGGUGGUGGCGGUUUUGGGCUCGGCUUCAAAUCCACUGCAACAGCCACUACGCGCCGACCACAAACAACCGCUAAGAGCACAACCGAACCGAAUACGGUAUUUACAGCGGAAACUAGCACAAAAGCGUUUACAACAACAACCACUGCUGCAACUACCACAACGACAACAACAACAACCACCCCUGCGCCAGAGACAACAACUGCUGCCGCGGCUGUCAUUGAACCGACAAAAGAGGGCGAAAGUGUAGCCAGCAGUAGCAAUACCGUAAAUAGUGGAUUCGAAGUCAUUUACUCCAAUUCCAAUAAUGGCGAUAAGAAUGGCAGCUUAACGCUGACGAACUCAGAGGCCACAUUCGGUGUAGCAGCAACUGGUGGUGUGAGCGGUGGCGGCAAUGUCGCUAGCUCUAACUCUGCUAAUAGUGGUGGAUUCGAAGUUAUUUACUCGAACUCGGUUGGAGGAUCUGGCGGCGCUGGAGGUAGUGGCGCAGUGGGAAGCUCUGGUUCCGGUGGACUCUUUGGUACAGUUGGAGGUAGUGGCGUAACUGGGAUUUCUGGCGCUGUUGGCGGUACUCACACAGUAGGAAGUUCUGGUUCCGGUGGACUUUUUGGUUCAGUCGGAGGUAGUGGCGUAUCUGGGAUUUCUGGAGCAGUUGGAGGUACCCACACAGAAGGAAGUUCUGGUUCCGGUGGGCUUUUUGGUUCAGUUGGAGGUAGUGGCGUAACUGGAGUUUCUGGCGCAGUUGGAGGUACUCACACAGUAGGAAGUUCUGGUUCCGGUGGACUUUUUGGUUCAGUUGGAGGUAGUGGCGUAUCUGGGAUUUCUGGCGCAGUUGGCGGUACUCACACAGUAGGAAGUUCUGGUUCCGGUGGACUUUUUGGUUCAGUUGGAGGUAGUGGCACAUCUGGAGUUUCUGGCGCAGUUGGAGGUACUCACACAGUAGGAAGUUCUGGUUCCGGUGGACUUUUUGGUUCAGUUGGAGGUAGUGGCGUAUCUGGGAUUUCUGGCGCAGUUGGCGGUACUCACACAGUAGGAAGUGGUGGUUCCGGUGGACUUUUUGGUUCAGUUGGAGGUAGUGGCACAUCUGGAGUUUCUGGCGCAGUUGGAGGUACUCACACAAUUGGAGGAACACACACAGUUGGAAUAUCUGGAGCUAGUUUAGGUGUUGGUGGCCUUACGAAUGGAGGCCUUUCGAGUGGAGGUCUUUCGAAUGGAGGUCUUUCGGGUGGCGGUUUCACCAGUGGUGGUCUCACAAAUUUUGGUCAUGCGAAUAGUGGCCAUGCAAAUCUUGGUAUUACAAAUAGUGGUAUUAAAGGUUAUAACUAUAAUAGACCGGUAGAUACGAGCGUAAAUGAGAUUAACAGUGGAAGCUUAAGCAGUACCUACUUGCCAGUUUACCGGUACAGAUAGAGGAAGAGACUUGGAAAUGAACUUAGCGACCCAGGAAAUAUUUAAUUUAGUAUUUAGCUCUAUAAUUGUAUGUUACGAAAACGAAUUGUUAAAAAUUUAGAUAUUUUACAUAUUUUCAGCGUAAAUAAAAGUCUAAAAUAUUGAGGAAAUAAUUAAACA
Messenger RNA from Zeugodacus cucurbitae (melon fly), 2098 nucleotides. RefSeq lists its product as uncharacterized. The coding region runs from base 257 to 1939 and encodes 560 amino acids. NCBI's taxonomy places the organism in Eukaryota, Metazoa, Arthropoda, Insecta, Diptera, Tephritidae. The transcript is spliced from 2 exons. The record is from RefSeq and is a predicted model, not a curated record.